Messenger RNA from Zophobas morio, 3441 nucleotides. Its product is annotated as zinc finger protein 845-like. NCBI's taxonomy places the organism in Eukaryota, Metazoa, Arthropoda, Insecta, Coleoptera, Tenebrionidae. The record is from RefSeq and is a predicted model, not a curated record. Gene Ontology annotation, biological process: regulation of transcription by RNA polymerase II. The transcript is spliced from 3 exons. Gene Ontology annotation, molecular function: DNA-binding transcription factor activity, RNA polymerase II-specific; RNA polymerase II transcription regulatory region sequence-specific DNA binding. The coding region runs from base 280 to 1659 and encodes 459 amino acids.
GAUAUGACAUUAAUUUUUUAGGUUAUGUUAAUUUGGAUCAAAAAUUUUAUUUACAAAAACGAAAAAAACAGAUUUGUGAAUAUUGGCCUGCGAUAAGUAGUCAAAGAAGUAUUUACAAACACAAGUUGAGCCAUAAUUAACUUGCACUUGUCAAAAGGUUAUCACGUCAAUAUUGACAAAAGUCUCAUUUAUACCCAGUUUAAAACCUGCUGCAGUUUUAGUAUCAGAAAAACAAUCUUGAACAACGAAAAAGUUUCAAAUAAGUUUAACUACAAGGAAAUGAAAAAGUCAAUGGUGAUGAUAAACGAGGUCAAACCUUCGCCUUAUACAUUUUUUAAUUGUGAAAUUAGCGACAUCGAGAGUCAUUAUUGCAAAGACUGCCAAUUCCAAACUGAUCUAAGUGUGUUUUUGAAAAACCACGCACUGAAUUGUCACGACAUCAAAAUAAAACCUGAACGACUCUCAAAUGAAUACAGUGUUCGAAACUACAGUUGUGAAAAGUGUGGUUUUGAAACACUUUUUUCCUUAAAAUGGUUAGACCAUUCUUUAUCAUGUACAGUGGGUUCCAAAAGUAUGGAACUACGACCAUACUGUUGCGAAAAAUGUACUUAUAAAGCUAAAAAUAUAUACCGUUUAAAAGCCCACAUUAAUGUACGUCACGUGGACGAAAAAGACAUCCGAUGGUACGAAUGCAAUCAGUGUCCUUACAAAGGUAAAGCCAAACAAUAUUUAAAACGCCACAUAUACCUAAAACACGGCGACAUUAAAUGGUACAAAUGUGACAAAUGCUCGUACAAAGCGAAAGAAAAAACCUUGUUGAAGCACCACGCUUAUUGGCACCUAGACGAGAAAGAAACCGAGUGGUACAAAUGUGACAAAUGCCCGUAUAAAGCUAAAAGGACGGACUUAUUAAACCGACACAUUUACAUCCAUUUAGACGAAAAAGACAUCAAGUGGUACAACUGUGAGCACUGUUCGUAUAAAGGCAAACAAAAGCGACACUUGCAGCAGCACAUAAGCCUCAAACACGUCGACGAAAAAAAUAUGAAGUGGUACAAAUGUGACAAGUGCUCUUUCAAAGCCAAACUGAAGCAAACUUUACAGCGCCACGAACAAGCCGUACAUCUAGUCGGCAAAAAUUUGAAAGUGUACAAAUGUGACCAAUGCCCGUACAAAACCAUCAUAAACAUGUCGCUGAAGAGACACGUAAUCAACAAGCACCUGAGCGAGGACGAAAUCCAGUGGCACUACUGUGAAAAAUGCUCGUACAAAGCCAAGCAGAAGCAGUAUUUGAAAGACCACAUGAUCACGCAGCACUUGGAUACCAAAUGCAAAAUCGAGCAAGAGUUUUUGGAUGAAGAGGAUAAAUGGUAUCAGUGCCAGAAGUGCCGAUAUGGCACGAAACGAGUUUCCAAUUUGAGGACGCACGUGAACUCGCGACAUUUAAACGAAGGGGAGGUUAAAUGGUACGAGUGCGAAAAGUGUUCGUACAGGAGCAAAGACAAGUCGAAUUUGAAAAGUCACAUCAAUUUGCACCAUUUGGACGAACAAGAUGUUAAAUGGUACGAGUGCAACGAGUGCCAGUACAAAGCUAAAGUUAAAGGGAAUUUGAAAAGGCACAUACUUUUCCGGCAUUUGAGCGAACAAGAGAUUAAGUAGCGUUUAUAGAAUAGGAAAAUGUAUAUAUUUUUGUGAAAACAAAACAAUUAUAUUAAUAAAUUUGCAAUUUUGACGUUUGCUUGUCAAUUUGCGUGUUUGUGAACGCACCCACAAUGUGCGCAUGCGCACAACUCCAUGUUUGAGGUUAUGUCACUUGAUGUCACUACUGGGGUUAUGUUUACAAUAAAAUAAACAUUGUUUUGAAAGUUGGAGCAUUUUUUAACCGUUUUGAGUGUCUCAGAAUGUCGAUUCUGGAGUCUCUUUUGAAACAUUCUGGCAAGCUUGUGUAUGGGGUUUCUACUUUCAAGAAUUUUAACAACACAGCAGUAAACCCCUCUACAAUAAACGAGUCCAGUCACCCCACAUUUGCAUUUUUUGACUGUGAAAAUAGCAAAGUGGAGAAUUAUUAUUGCAAAAGGUGCCCCUUCCAAACAAAUCUGCUAAUAAUUUUGCAAAAACACGUUCUAAAGUUUCAUACUUUCGAACUUCAGAGUGAAGAAAGUGUGUCAGAGUUGGAAUAUUAUACAGUCGAAAAUUAUGUUUGUGAAAAGUGCAACUUUCAUACUCAUUCUGGGUUAAAAUGGCUGCAGCAUGCCCCAACGUGUUCCAAAAAUGGAGAGUCAUUUAGUGAAGAUUCGUACGAAGACAACUUAUUUAAAUUUACAGAAGUGUACACGAUGAAUGUUUAUUCCAAAGCCAAGAGACCACGAAAAGGGGUGACGUGGCAUAGGUGUGAUCAGUGCAAUUACAAAGCAAAAAUAAAAACGCAUUUAACCAAUCACAGAAUUUACAAACAUUUAAAAGACCACGAAAUAGAGUGGUUUGCAUGUGAGAAAUGUCCGUACAAGAGUAAGUUCAGAAAUCACUUGAAAAACCACACGUAUGUUUUUCACUCUGAAGAAAACUGUAUCAAGUGGUUUGAAUGUCAAAGUUGCCCGUUUAAAUCAGAAUGGAAGAAAAAUUUGCAACAACAUGAGAGCACAAUGCACUUGGAAAAAAGCCACGUUAAGUGUGACCAAUGCCCGUACACCACAACCACAAAAUUGCGACUAAAAGCUCACACAAUCAACAAACACUUAAGUGAAAAUGAAAUUCAGUGGCAUCGGUGCAAAAAAUGCCCAUACAAAGCUAAACACAAGAGUGCGUUGACUCUCCACGCCCGGGCAAUUCACUCCAACGAAAAGCACUUCCACUGUGAACACUGCCCAUACAAAACCAACUUAAAGCAAUGUUUAAGCCAACACAUGAAAAACCGCCACUGCAGUGAAAGUGAAAUCAGAUGGUACCAAUGUGAGCGCUGUCCGUACAAAUCUAAGCAAAAAAAAUCGUUAAAUUAUCACUUUCAGCUGGUUCACUGUGAUGGAAAAGACAUUCGGUGGUAUAUUUGUGACCGCUGCGCUUAUAAAACCCACAAAAAGUCUGAUUUACACUCACACAUGCUUGUGCUUCAUUCGGAUGAAAAGGAUAUUAAAUGGUACAAGUGUGAAGAUUGUCCUUAUAAAGGUAAAAGGAAACGGUAUUUGCAGGUACACAGAGACUUUGUUCAUUUGAGGAAGAGGGAUACUAAGUGGGUUUCGUGUGGUCAGUGUUCGUAUAAAACAAACUAUCCGAGCAAUAUGAAGCAUCACGUUAUUAUUAAACAUACAAAUGAGGAGGAAAUUCGUUGGUUUCGGUGUGAAAAGUGCCCGUUUAAAACUAAGUUGAAGUGUUAUUUAAACCAGCAUUUGAGGUCUGGGAAUUGUGUGAAAUAAGAUGUACUUUUAAUAAAUUAUUGUCCGAGAA